AUGUCAAAUUUGCACAUUUAUAUCCUAUGCUUUUCUGCUGCUGUGCUUGUAUGUACCCAACUGUUCUCUUCCUCUAACUCAAGUGGGUCGCAUGAUGAAGUUCAAAUAAAAACUUCGGAACUUCGAAUGGUUGAUCUGUGCGAAAGCAUGUCUCUUCUGUUCCAGAAAGGUCUGUUCUCCGAUUUGACUGUAGUUGCCGAUGGCGAAUUCAAAGUUCACAAAGGCAUCUUAAGCGCCAGAUCAGAAGUUUUUCACCAAAUGCUCGAAUCGCAGAGGGAUUUAGAGAAGAUUGUUAUAGACGGGAUCUCGAAAACAGCGAUGGUUCAAAUGCUUUUCUUCAUAUACACCGGUCACACAGAAGAGUUGUCCGUUGAGGUUGCUGUUGAACUCUUCAAAGCGGCCGACAAGUACAAGCUGCAUCUUCUAAAAAGUAUGUGCUCAGAUAUCUUGAUGGGGAAUUUGAACUUGGACAAUUUGCUUGAGUUUCUGUCUUUGGCAGUAAAGCACAGUGACGAGAAUUUGCAAAACGCCUCUGUGGAUUUCAUUGUGGAUAAUAUUCUGGCAAUUCGAGAACACAACAUGUGGUUGAAAUUUGUUGAAACUCAUCCGCAUGUUGUUGUUAAUGUGUUAAUGGUGCUCGCCUCGAAGAAGUAA
Messenger RNA from Argiope bruennichi, 654 nucleotides. RefSeq names its product speckle-type POZ protein-like. The record is from RefSeq and is a predicted model, not a curated record. Gene Ontology annotation, molecular function: ubiquitin protein ligase binding. Bases 1 to 654 code for a protein of 217 amino acids. Lineage: Eukaryota; Metazoa; Arthropoda; Arachnida; Araneae; Araneidae. Gene Ontology annotation, biological process: proteasome-mediated ubiquitin-dependent protein catabolic process; regulation of proteolysis. The transcript has a single exon. Gene Ontology annotation, cellular component: cytoplasm; nucleus.